Phymastichus coffea is the source of this 1980-nucleotide messenger RNA. RefSeq names its product glutathione S-transferase-like. The transcript is spliced from 6 exons. Bases 265 to 888 code for a protein of 207 amino acids. The record is from RefSeq and is a predicted model, not a curated record. Gene Ontology annotation, biological process: glutathione metabolic process. Lineage: Eukaryota; Metazoa; Arthropoda; Insecta; Hymenoptera; Eulophidae. Gene Ontology annotation, molecular function: glutathione transferase activity.
ACCCCAACCCUCCGAGACGAGCGCGCGCGGCUCUCCGUUUUGCCCUCGUCACACGUGACUUGCAGCACAAGCUGUCCACUCGGACCCGUCCCCCCCUUUCACCGUUUGUUUUUCUCUGGUGCCACAGUGCGACAUUUAUUUGUCUGUGAUUAGUUGAAGUGAAGUGAACUUUAAAGACUGCUACUAGCUACUGGCAAGCCGAGUGGCUUUUCUUUUUCGGCAUAGUAUUUUAGACAAAAUUCAUUUUAGUUCUGAUAGAAAGACAUGGCGGAGGGACAGCCGGGUUACAAGCUAAUCUACUUCAACGCCCGAGGCAGAGCCGAGCAUAUCCGUUACGUGCUCGCUUUCGCCGGUGUCGACUACGUGGACGAGCGCAUAUCCAAGGAACGUUGGCCCGAGCUCAAAAAGUCGAUGCCGUUCGGACAAUUGCCGGUGCUCGAAGUAGACGGCCAGAGGAUAGCCCAGAGCAACGCUAUCGCGCGUUACUUGGCACGCAAACACGGCUUGGUCGGCGCCGACGAGUGGGAGGCCAUGCAGUGUGACAUGCUCGUCGACAGUCUGGGUGACCUCAGAACUGAGCUGUUGCAGUUCCAAAAGGAAGACGAUCUGUUUAAGAAAGAAGAGAAAAAGGCAAAAUUUGUGAAGGAGACGAUACCGCUUUUCCUCAACAAGUUCGAAAAGACCAUCGCCCAGAACAACGGCUUUGCUGUUGGCUCGACCACAACGUGGGCUGACUUUGUGUUCGCGGUAGCCUUGGAGAACUUCGAGCAAAUGUUCGGUUCGGCAGCCCUCGAGCAUUAUCCUAAUUUGCGUGGCUUGAAACAACGUGUCCACGCUAUACCAGCGAUUGCCGAAUGGAUUUCUCGACGACCGCACACGAACUCUUAAGUCUAGCUCUUCAAUCUCAUCUCUCAAACAACUGUCUUUUACCGCCCCAACAAAGAAAAAAGAAAAAAAAAAGCAACGCUAAUUGUCAAUACAUAUCCCGGAAAAGUAUCAAUAUUUUGCCGUUUCCCAUUUGUGACGACAGCCUAAAUGUUCGUAACAGAGGCACGAUCGAAUAACUUGUGCAUUUGUCUUGGUACGUUUGCCUGAGACUCGGGUCAUCUUUUUUCUUUUUCUGACUCGUCGGUUGUGAUUACUCUUUCGUUAGACAGAUGCGAUAUGACUAUAAUGUCGCGUUAUUACGUUCUUCGUCUUUUACUUUUUACGCUCAGCAUGGAACGCAAUAAUGCGUAGACGAUAUAUGAGAAAAGAGAGAGGAAGAAAAGUAAGUAGCACGCGAAUACGCGUUGUACAACACAGUACAAAGUAUUUUUCGGAGACAAGAGUCAUGCUAAAACGAUAUUUUUAUAAAUAUUGACAGGCAUAUAUUUUUUAGUUUUCAUUGACGCUCUUUAUGAUAACUUCGUUUCCUUUUUCGUUCGACGUGUAUACGAAAAAAGAAAGAUUUUCACUAUUCAUGUGAUAAAUGUUCAUGAACGUAAUGGAAAUGAUGGUAAUUAUGUUGUGAUGUAUUCUCAGAGAUGUUAACUGCUGGAAUGAAUAUAUCAAUUAUUAUGUGUAAACUGAAAUAAAGCAGAAAAAUAAAAAAAGAAACAGUGAGAGCCUAAAAGGCAAUAUCUGAAUCUACCGAAUAAGGAUAUAAACUUGCAGGCGAAUUAUAAAGAAAAAAAUACAACGCAAUUUGACGUGUGUAAAUGUUAUAUGUAUACGUUAAACAAUUCAAAGUACUAUUAAUGUUGUCACUGAGAAAAAAAUGUAUAUCUAUAUUAGAGAAUUAUACAUUUAAACGCAACGCAUUGAAUGCUUUUGCAAAUAUGCUUUUUCGUUGGAUUCUAGUCAAUCAUAAUAUGCAUAUUUGUUUAAUUAAAUCAAAGAAAUAUAUAAUAGGCAUUGUAACAUCGAGUUAUUCGAUGAAAGAAUGUAAUUAAUUUGAACAUUAUUAUAAUAGUAAAAAUAAAGUAUGAGCUUUAUUUU